AAAAACUUCUGAAGGUUCUAACAGCCCUCCUUCACCUGUAUUUCGGAGAGACCCAACGACAAGGGAAACUGAUAAACAACAGCGCAAGAGGAUCUUUGCUUAUUCUUCUGUUUGACUCUCUGUCUGUUUAAAUAUUUCUCUCACUUGAUCUCAGCCGUUUAUCUUUUAGAGUAAAGAAAAGAGAGGAAAAUAGAAAGGGAAGUUCUUUUACUAGAACAGGAGGUUUUUCUAUCCAACUUGGACUUCCACCUCACUCUUUUUUCUCCCUCUCUCUUCAAGCCAUGAAACAAGUAUUGGACUUAAGCAACGGGAUGUCGCUGGUGGAUGGAGAGAUAAAUCAUAAAUGGUGCUUUAUGAACAUUGCUCUGGAUAAGAUAGAUCCAAACAUAAUUUGUUGAAGUUGGUGGUAUUUACUGAAUUGAUCUAAAUGGGGACAAGGGAAGAAAGCACACCUGCUAAGCCUUCCAAACCAGCAUCUUCAAAUCAGGAAAUACCCGCAACGCCUUCAUAUCCUGAUUGGUCAAAUUCUGUGCAGGCUUAUUAUGGUGCUGGAGCUACCCCACCUCCCUUUUUUGCCUCAACAGUUGCCUCACCGACGCCUCAUCCCUAUAUUUGGGGAAGCCAGCAUCCUUUAAUCCCACCUUAUGGAACCCCGGUUCCAUACCCAGCUUUAUAUCCUGCAGGGGGAGUGUAUGCCCAUCCAAACAUGGCCCCGACACCAAAUUCAGCACCGGCAAAUACAGAGUUGGAAGGAAAGGUCCCUGACGGAAAGGACCAUGCUUCAGCUAAAAAAGCUAAGGGAACUUCAGGAGGAAAAGCUGGAGAGAGUGGAAAGGCUAUUUCAGAUUCAGGAAAUGAUGGUGCCUCCCAAAGUGCUGAAAGUGGUACAGAUGGCUCAUCUGAUUCCAGUGAUGAGAAUACUAACCAGCAGGAAAAUGCUGCAAACAAGAAAGGAAGCUUCAACCAGAUGCUUGCAGAUGCCAAUGCACAAAGUAACUCAGCCGGAGCAAAUAUCCAGACUUCUGUGCCUGGGAAGCCUGUGGUGUCUAUGCCUGCAACUAAUCUAAACAUUGGGAUGGACUUGUGGAAUGCAUCUCCAGAUGCUUCUGGAACUACAAAAAUGAGACCAAAUCCAUCCGGUGCCUCAUCCGGUAUUGUUCCUGCUGGAAUGCCUGAACAAUGGAUUCAAGAUGAACGUGAAUUGAAAAGACAGAAGAGGAAACAAUCUAAUAGAGAGUCAGCCAGAAGGUCAAGGUUACGUAAACAGGCAGAGUGUGAAGAGUUACAAGUCAGGGUAGAGAAUUUGAGCAAUGACAAUUGCAAUCUUAGAGAUGAAUUGCAGAGCCUCUCCGAAGAAUGCAACAAGCUUAAAUCCGAAAACGAUUUCAUUAAGGAGGAGUUGACUCGGUUGUAUGGACCGGAAGCAGUAGCUAACCUUGAACAAACCAACCCCGUUUCAGAUCCAAAGUCUCACGGUGGUGAGGGAGACAGUUAACAGUAAAGACUGAGGCAUGAAUUGGCAUCCGGAAGAGUACUUUCUCGAACUCCUCCCGGAUAUCAUGAUUACCAUUAGUCGAGUAGAGGACCUUUGGUUUUCAUGACUGAUCCAUGCCCUUAACCCUUCAGUUGUAACGGCAAAAUUUACUUGCAAAUCAUAACUGGAGCUAGAAACCUCAAUGAAUCCAUGCGCAUUAUUGUAUUAUUAAUUCAAUCAACUUCGUUGGCUGAAAA
This is a messenger RNA of Populus trichocarpa (black cottonwood), 1731 nucleotides long. Its product is annotated as G-box-binding factor 1. Gene Ontology annotation, cellular component: nucleus. The record is from RefSeq and is a predicted model, not a curated record. Gene Ontology annotation, biological process: regulation of DNA-templated transcription. NCBI's taxonomy places the organism in Eukaryota, Viridiplantae, Streptophyta, Magnoliopsida, Malpighiales, Salicaceae. The transcript is spliced from 13 exons. Bases 428 to 1495 code for a protein of 355 amino acids. Gene Ontology annotation, molecular function: DNA-binding transcription factor activity; sequence-specific DNA binding.